CCAUUUCAAUCGGCAUGAAAGCGCGUGGAUGCAGGUGGCGACGGAGAUGAAGGAGACGACGGCCAUCGUGGGACUUGAGGUGGUUCCCGGCCCAUGGGAGGUUGCCUCAUCUCCCUCGGAAUCCGCACACUCGAGGACGAGGGCUACCGCGAGGCCGUAGAUGACGAGAUCUUAACCCGCUGUCGCCUCAAGGUCUGUCGGGAGGAAGAGGACAGGGAGGCCGUCGAGAAGCGCCUCGGAUUUGACCAGGUCGAGGAGCUCAUCGAGGAAGCCCUUGAAAAUCUCAACCUCAUCUACAUGAUGAUCGAGUGGGAGCCAUGGCAUGUUCCUGAAGACUAUGAAUAUGAAGUCAUUAAAGUCGACACUGUUUCCCAAACAUGUCUCUUGACACUGACCUUGUUAACUCCUAAUGGAGUUCUUCAAGACGGUAGGGGCAGUCUUUCAAUCAAAGGUUUAAACCUCUGGCUCAGUCAUCUCAAGUUAUGUUUGUCUCAAGAGCUCUUAUCACUUGAGACCAGGGAUGGGAGGUUGAUUUGGAAUCAAGUGCGCAUUAUCCACCAAGUAUUGGACCUGUGUGAUUUGAUUCGACUGGGACUGUACUUGAGCGGUGUAUAUGGAGACCUGAGCCUGGGUCUCAGCCAGCUCACGUUGGGCGACGCUGAUCUCCCUCUGCAGCAUCGAUAUCACCCCAACACUCCCAUAAACUGGAUCUUGCACACGCCAGUAGGCCUCCAAUGCAAUAGCAUCUGCAGCUUGUCUUCUUUGCUCCACUGGAAUUUGCUGCAAGAUAUUUAUGCACACUGAUGCGAGAUAUUUUUUCAUAUGUUCCAGAUCCAGAGAAGGGCACAUGAACUAGUGAUUGUGAUUAUAGCAAGAAUGCAGAAAGAACAAGAACCUGCAACAUUCGAGCGACAUUGCUGGCGCCAAAGAUCCUAUGAACACAGGCAAAUCUUUCGGGGUUGGCGGAGGGGAAGUAGGGGGCUAACACACAAUCGUCGCAGCAUCUCCUCCUCAGGUAUCGACAAGCAGCACAUCGAGUGGAAUUGGACAUUACUGUGGUUGCUGCUGGACUCUUCUUAGAUUCUCCCAAGGUUUCAGUGAUGGAAAGUGCAACGGCUAAUGGUUUAAACGGAGGUGAGGAGAAAAUGGCAUGCAUGGAGAGAUGAAGGUAUGAGCAAGCGUGUCAAUCUUGUCAAAUAUGUUUCAUGUCAACCGUUACAUUUGAUACCGUGGUGAAACGAGAUCCGUACAAUACUUGGAGAACAGUGUCAUGACCCCUGUAUUUCUACCUUAAAUAAAUUUAGAGAGAUAAAUACAAUAUAUUUUAUCAAUUUCUCAUAAA
Molecule: messenger RNA, 1342 nt
Organism: Musa acuminata AAA Group (dessert banana)
Lineage: Eukaryota; Viridiplantae; Streptophyta; Magnoliopsida; Zingiberales; Musaceae
Exons: 5
Coding region: 94-804 (236 amino acids)
Biological process (GO): respiratory electron transport chain
Source: RefSeq, a predicted model, not a curated record